GUAAAGCAUGGUCAAAUUCACAACUCUACUUAAAAAAUGAACAUAGGGUUUGUUUUGGUAGUGAUAAAAUAAUAAAUAGCGGCUGCCGACGUUGCUAGAAGAGAAUGGAACGGGAGAGGAGUCUGCAUUUAGUGUAGAUUUUUGUGAGAUAAGAUUGUGUAGGAGUGAGAAGCAGAUAUGAAGAAGCAAGCAUCAACCCGUUUGCUGAUGUGGGUUAUGAUUUGUCUUCAGGUUUAUCUGAUCAUUGCAGCUGUGUCAUUGUCGGAGUCCAAUGACUCCACUUCUGUGUGCAAUGGCUCUGUAGAGGACUGCCUCCGCCUCUACCACUUGGACUCACAGCUUCCCACCGUCUCCAGCUCCCACUUCCAAAGAAUGCUUGCUGAAGCCAAUCGCCCGACGGAUGGUACAGGAGAUCCUAAUAACCCCGCCAUAAAGUGUAAGACGGCCCAGGACUACAGAUCAUGUCUGGCGGCGUAUGAAGGUCAGGACGCACAUUGUGGCACCUACAACAGGGGAACGAGAUGCAGUUUUCAGCCAUUUCCACCGAUUGAAUCCUAAUUUGGUGGUGUUUUCUUAUUCCUGGAGUCAAGAGCUACGAAACCAUCCGAUUGGUUUUGCAUUCCAGCGGGUUCUGUACAGUUUCGCACGGUGUAGGGUUACUGUUAGAGCAUAUGUGAACUGCGUUGUGCAACCCACCAGAGGAGAAUGAGGCCUCAGUGGAGAAUGUCCUGGAGGGGAAUGAGGAAGCAACUUCUUAGUCUAUUUAGGAAUUCCAUAGCUUUCCAUGUUUCUGAGCAAUUCCAGUUCUUGUAUUUUGAAGUACUUUAGUAUUUUACGUUUUAAAAUUUCUUUUACAUUCCGGAUUACUGUAAUCCUUAAAUUUUAAUUUCUUAGAACCUUAUUUGCUAUUUUAUUAUUCUAACUGUUUUC
Vigna angularis (adzuki bean) is the source of this 930-nucleotide messenger RNA. RefSeq lists its product as uncharacterized. The record is from RefSeq and is a predicted model, not a curated record. The transcript is spliced from 4 exons. The coding region runs from base 476 to 709 and encodes 77 amino acids. Lineage: Eukaryota; Viridiplantae; Streptophyta; Magnoliopsida; Fabales; Fabaceae.